GACAGAUCGAAGAGACUGGAGAAAAGGGCGAACUGGGAAGCAUAGCCGUCGGCCAUUUCUACCAAGGAGCCUCUAGCGAGAAUCAUAACUCUAUCCUGCGUACAAAAGGUGGUGGGUUUGUUCGUUUGGUUGACAAAAAGUCAAGAUGGCUGAGAUCCGGAAUAUUCGCACCAUCGACGCGACCACAUAUCCGUAUAUCUUUGAGCAGAAUGUGUCUGUGCCCUUGUCAAAUGGAGGCGUGAUUCGCUGCAACGUAUACCGGCCCAAGGCUGAGAAAGGACAUAAGUUCCCCGUUAUUGCAACUUGCGGACCUUACGGAAAAGAUGUUCCUUACAAGGACUUUCACCCGAAGAGCUUCUCAGAGAUAGAUCCACCUCACCAGACGGAACACUCUGCCUGGGAGACACCUACACCGAAGUAUUGGACGGCGCAUGGGUACGUUGUGGUACGAGCUGAUGAGAUUGGUAUUGGACAAAGCCCCGGUCUUUUGAGCGUCAAGUCAUCCCGCACGAUUGAUGCUUUUGCCGACUUGAUUGAAUGGGCAUCGGUGCAACCGUGGUCGUCAGGAAAAGUCGGCUUGUUAGGAGUCAGUUACUACGCCGUUACCCAGUGGCAGGUGGCAUCUAGGAAUCCCAAGGGGCUGGCAGCAAUUAUUCCAUGGGAAGGCUUUUCUGAUCCGUAUACCGAAUCGGUCCGCCAUGGUGGGAUUCUGUCUAACUCAUUCUUUGCGUGGUGGUAUAAACGCCAGGUCGCUCCUAACCAGUAUGGGCUUCCAGGAAGAGCGGCGCGAAACUGGGGUCCCGAUACUAUUGAAGGUGACCUUGCUGAAGAAGAGCUCGCGGCAAACAGAACAGCAUCAACCGAUUUUCUACAUAAGCACAGGUAUCGGGACCAUCCUGCUUUUGCUUCAGUUCAGUUUAACCUAGAAGACGUCAAAGUUCCCCUCCUCAGUGUGGCAAAUUGGGGUGGCAUUAUGUUACAUCUGAGGGGCAAUGUCGUGGGUUAUAUGAGAGCAGGCUCCGAGUUCAAGUACCUCCGGUUUAUUACCGGUCGACACGACCUACCUUUCUACUACCCUGAGGAGGUUGAAGUCCAACGCAGUUUCCUGGACGCGUUCCUGAAAGGCGAUGACCGAGAGGGAUGGACUGUCAAAGGGAGGGUGCCACCAGUCAAUCUGAUCCUUCGCAAGGGUAAUGUUGGGUAUAAUAACCCCACAGCCGAGAAGACUUAUUUUCGCAGGACAGAGGCCGAAUGGCCCUUGGCAAGGACGCGAUACGUUGAUGUGUUCCUUACCUCGGGCAGCGAGCUUCUAUUCGAGCAACCUGUAGGUGUGCCAACCGCCAAGGCGACUUACAGAGCGUUGGGAACAGCGACGCCAGCCGAUACUCUUUCCUUCCAGACACGACCGUUUGAGGAGGAGACCGAAGUUACUGGCCAUAUCGUCGUUCAUCUUAAUGUCUCUAUGAGCGGAGAUCGCUGGGGGUCCACCCCUUCAGAUCUGGAUUUGUUCUUGAGUCUCCGUCAUAUCUCCCCCGCCGGGGACGAAAUCUUCUACACCGGAUCAGCAGGAGAGGCGGUGCCGCUAGCUAAGGGAUUCCUUCGCGUCAGUCUCAGGAAGACGAACCCAGAAAACCCCAAGCACCGCUCUUAUCUCCCGCACCGAGACUUCCUAUCGACUGACCUCUUGUCUGUUAUCCCUAACGAGGUGUAUCCCGUCGAUGUGGAAAUUUGGCCCACUAAUGUGAUUGUUGGAGUUGGCGGCCGCCUAGUUCUUGAUGUCAGUUCUGGAGACACUGCAGGAACCGGAUUCUGGGGCCACAACGAUCCAGAUGACAGAUCAGAGAGCGUAUUUAAAGGCAGCAACCACAUCCAUUUUGGAGGGUGCUAUAUCAACUACAUGACGCUCCCAAUCAUUUAUCCUGAGUAACGCGAGCGCCUUGUCUUCUAAUAGUUAAGUGAGAGCAUGUCUGUUCGUUUAUUCGAGCAACAUCAACUCCUGCGCGGGUUUUCGUCCGUCUUGAUGUUAACUGGUAACCUGUUUCUUGCCCCUUAUUUUUCGCCAAAAACCAGUUGGCGACAGUGGUGAUUGCCCAGUCGACCGGAUCUACUACACAAUAUUCGGAAGAUAUCUCCGCCAAAUUGUUGGUUAAACUUGGCAACAUCGUCUAGGAUAGAUUAUGGAAACGCACAAUAUAAACCAGUCACCGGCUCUUACUCCACUCGUAAUAGUAUGAACCUUAGUAAUCAAUCAGAGGUAGUUAGACAGGAAUAGUUGCGAG
Messenger RNA from Pseudogymnoascus verrucosus, 2279 nucleotides. RefSeq lists its product as uncharacterized. The record is from RefSeq and is a predicted model, not a curated record. The coding region runs from base 146 to 1927 and encodes 593 amino acids. Gene Ontology annotation, molecular function: dipeptidyl-peptidase activity. The transcript has 3 exons. NCBI's taxonomy places the organism in Eukaryota, Fungi, Ascomycota, Leotiomycetes, Thelebolales, Thelebolaceae.